AUGUAUUACGGCAUCACACCUCAUAAAACAUUCAUCCAAAAGCCAUAUCAGGAAAGCACAUCCCAGCUCUAUAAGCACAUGCAGAGAAAUGGAGAAGAAAGAGAAGCCUCUGAAGUGAGACACCCACUGUGCUACACAGAUGACCAACCGGGGGAGCUGGAGAUCCGGCUCCGCGGCACCCGGCGGCGGCCAGUGACAGCCCCGCGCCCGCCCGCCGCCCCGCCGGCCCCACACACGCACCUGGACCCGGCGGCCACCCGCUGCCUCAGGGCGCUCUCCGGGGACUGGGCUUCCGGUGGGCUCCGCAGGCUGCACCCCGCGGCGGCGCGGAGACUUCACUCCUCCAUCCUGGGAGCCGGCAGCACGUUACAGACAGCCGUGCACUUCCUGUUUGAAAACACGGGGGAGAGAAAGGGCGAGAGAGAACCCAGGGUUGGCGGGGUGGCGGGAGAGGCGCGGGCCGGCGGCGGAGGGGAGGGCGCCCGAGGGGCUGCGGGCGGCGUGGCCUCUGCUCGCCUCGCCAUGGAUGGUUUCAGCUUCUUCCUGAGAAUGGAGUUUCUUGGUGUUGAACAAGUUGAGGAGGCUAGCAGUCCUUACAGCACCCCACAGCAGGGCUUGGAAGACCAAGACACCAAAAACCUUAUUUCUUCAUCCGUAAGAGAUACUCCAAGGACCCCGGAAAGAGGAAGGCCCCUCGGUACCCUCCAGAAAGAGGAGGUGACGGUUCUCUGGGCAACCAUCCCCCGGCCCUACUCCUCUCCCAGCCCCCGGACAGGAUCCCAGCCCCGGUCCCGCUCCCGAGUGCCCACGCCGCCGAACAAGCUGGAAGCGGAUCUUACCGGUACCCAACCCGGAGCCGCCGCCGCGGGCUGGGUGCACCUGCGCGCCUCCGGCUCCCUCCGCCCCGCGCCGGGGGCGGGGCGCGGCCUCACGUCCCGGCCCACCCGGCGGCGCGGGGAGCAGCGGGAGGCGUUCCCGGGGAAGUUCAAGGGCUCACCUUCGGCGCACCGGGCCCGCCAGGCCAGACCCGAACCCCCACCUCCGGGAGGACUCGGCGGAGCCGCACCCGGGUGUCCCCGCCCUUCCGACUGGGCGGAGGGAGGCGCAGGAGCGCGCGCCCGGAGGGGCCGGAGGGAGGCGGCACGGCCUCCCCGCCCGCAGGGCCCGCCGCCCAGGCGCCCGCCGCUACCACAGCCCAAAGCGGAGCAACCUCCCGGGCCCGCGGGGCCAGAGGCGGGAGCCCAGCCCGGCCCCGAUCGCCGCCCGCUACGCCCCUUUCCGCCCCCUCCGCUCGGGCCGCGGCGUCGGGGGCAGGACGCCUGCGCGCUCGGGCGCGGCUCCCACCUGCGCGGCCCGGCCCCGGCCCGGGAGAGGGGCGCACCCACCUUGGGGGACAGCCCGGGCAGCUCGGCCGCCGAGCCCGGCUUAGGCGGAGGCGGGCGGCGGCGGCAUCACCUGCGGUGGCCGCUGCACCGGGACGCGGCGGGGGCGCGCGGCGCCCUGGACCCGACUCCCGCGGCCCCGCCCGCGGCGGCCACCUGGAAGCGCGGCGGAGGAGCCGGGGCACCCCGGGCGGCGGCGGCGGCGGCGAGCGGAGCAGCAGCACAUGACUCUGUAACAGGGGGAAUCAGACAAAGCGUAACAUGGACUCCGGGUCCGUGCGGGCGCCGCUGCUCCGGGGCCAACCGCGGCCGGCGAGCGCCGCCACUGGCUCGGCCGCAGCCAAUGGGGCGGGCGCGGGCCUCCAUGUGA
Messenger RNA from Pipistrellus kuhlii (Kuhl's pipistrelle), 1752 nucleotides. Its product is annotated as collagen alpha-1(I) chain-like. The record is from RefSeq and is a predicted model, not a curated record. NCBI's taxonomy places the organism in Eukaryota, Metazoa, Chordata, Mammalia, Chiroptera, Vespertilionidae. The transcript has 5 exons. Bases 1 to 1752 code for a protein of 583 amino acids.